Symbiodinium pilosum is the source of this 1422-nucleotide messenger RNA. Lineage: Eukaryota; Dinophyceae; Suessiales; Symbiodiniaceae. The record is from the annotation of a GenBank genome assembly.
AUGUAUGACGAGUGGGAGCUUGUCAGGGAUGGCGCAACCUUCAACGACGUCCGCCAAGGCCGCAUUGCCGACUGCUUCCUGAUCGGAGCAUUUGGCAGCCUAGCUGCCAAUCGUAGGACUUUCUUUCGCCAGGCCUUUGUCGCGUACGACAUGAAGAUCGGCGUCUAUGGCAUCCUAAUGAACGUUGAUUCGCAUUUCACCUAUGUCAUCGUGGACGACGUCCUGGGCAAGGGCAGUGGGGCGCGCCUCCAGUUCGCAUCCAGCACGGAUAGCAAAGAGCUGUGGGUUUCGAUUCUGGAGAAAGCGUUCUUCAAAUACCACACAUGCCUCGAGAUGUGCAGCUAUGGCCAUGGAACAGAAGCUACGUUCUGCUGGACCGGUGGUCUGAGCGGCCGCUAUGACAUUGGUGAUGAGGAGUACGAUCACCCGGACACUUUUUUCAAGACGUUGCAGCAAGCGCUAGCCAGCGGUGAGCUAGCGACGGCCAUGUUCCGGGAGCCCAGCAAAGGCCCGUACGCCCAGGGGCCCGGUGGUGAGGCAGGUCAGUGCGGAGAGGUUGGAUUGCCUUACGGCCUGCAUGGUGGCCACUGCUACUCCUUGCUUCGCACCGUUGAGGCGCAUGGAAAUCAACUCCUUUGUUUCCGGAAUCCUUGGGCCGCAGGCGAGUGGACUGGGCCUUGGGGAGAUAAAUCGGACAAGUGGACAGAUGAGAUGAAAGAGGCAUGCGGUUUGGUUUCCAAGACGGAUGGAGUCUUCUGGAUGGCCGUUCAGGACUUCGUUCAACUGUCCAAACUUGUACCAUUUGUCCGCACCUUCGGACCAGCCUGGCAGACGGUGAGAGUCUAUGGCCGCUUUAUCGAUGAGCCGACAAAAGCCCGAGCAAAAAAGGAUUACCAAGCCCAAUCUGAUACCGAAAUCACCCUGCAGAAGGGCGAUAUGGUUCGCGUGUCGGAAGUCCAAGGAUUUUGGAGCCGUGGCGAGCGGGAGAAGACCGGGGAGGAAGGAUUUUUCCGCACCAAGGAUGUGCAGAUGCAAUCCUUAUCCGUCGAAGCGUAUGAGUUCUCGGUCGAUGGCAUGGCUGAUGACGCACCCAUCAUGCUCUCUUUGAUGAGAGAGAACCAGUUGCUGCGCCGUGAGUGGGUCAAGCGCAAAGAAGAUGGCAUGAACUACAAGGACCAAAAGUAUCCCCCAGGGUACUGGUUCAUCUUCAAUGGAGAGGGCAAAAGGGUGGCAAAGUCUCGGAUCCUAUCACGACAUGUGUGGACGUACUUGACCAAGUCAGAAGGACCCUGGAGCGUUUACAUCAAUUGCCCUGGUGCAAAAGGCAGACGAUUCAGCUUGCAGGGCUUUGCACCUCACGGCUCCAUGAAGAUCAAGUCGAUGGAGUGUUCCUACGCCGACUUUCUGGACAAAUGCGCAUGA